Molecule: messenger RNA, 527 nt
Organism: Biomphalaria glabrata
Lineage: Eukaryota; Metazoa; Mollusca; Gastropoda; Planorbidae
Product: ghilanten-like
Exons: 3
Coding region: 121-387 (88 amino acids)
Molecular function (GO): serine-type endopeptidase inhibitor activity
Source: RefSeq, a predicted model, not a curated record
UUAAUAAAAAUGUUUGAAUGAUAUAAGACUCCAGAAAGGUGGACCUUCACAUCAUUAAAGUUUGCUAUAGACACUCUUUAUUGUUUAGCGUGUUGGACUUAGUUUCUCAUAGAUCAGACAAUGAAAGUCGUAUUACUCUGUUUGGUGGUCAUCGCUCUGGCCUCAGCUGGUGUGGUUGAGAAAAGACAGAUUUGUGCCAACCACUGUAAUCAAAACACACUCUCCGGGUGUCACCACGACCAGGUCUGCGUACAACAUGGAUGUAAUCACUUCUGCGAAUUCAUUAUAAAGAAACGCCAAGACUGCCCUCCCGUGUUGUGUAAGAUGUACUGUGAACGGGGAUUUGCUAAAGGUUCUGAUGGAUGUCCCAUUUGUGCUUGUGCCUAAGUGACUUUUGUCAAACUCAAGAGGCUUUUGUCCCUUGUUUGAACAGAAUGUAAAUGUUCCCUCAGUUUGGACUUAUACAAUACAUCUAGAGUCCGUGUCAAUAGCUGAGUACUCUUAAUAAAGCAAAUGUCAUUAAAAUA